UAUGGGGAAAGUCGUUGCCAUUCGACCUCUGCAAGCCUGCGCGGACGCAGCUAGAACCCUGAAAUUCAUUAUGCGUUUAAAAGCUUUAUUUAUUUCCGCAUAACCUACAUACUCUCACCAGGAGGCCAAAGCGGGAAAACGACAACCAGCCAUUUAAUUCGGAUCCGUAACAUAUAAUACUUAAAGAAAUAUAAAUUAGUAGUAAUAUUGUUAAGAAAGUGGUAGAUUUUAAUAUAUUAAGAAAAUGUCCGGAGAGAGAAACCGCAGGUCUCUGGCGUUCGGAGGAGGUGGAUUAGCGGUAACCAGCUCCAGUGGUGUCGGUGGGGGCAACAGUAACAGCUGGGAGGCCCAGGCCUGUCAAGACCGACAUUUGAACGGGAACAGGCCAGAUCAAGAAGAGGAUAGGGAUCUGGGGGCAAAAGGACCAUCGCAAGGGAGAGUGGAGGGUGGGGGAUCUCUCAGUGAUAGCGCAGAACCAGAGGCUGAGGAGGAAGAGGACCCGGAAGGGGGCAACUGGGCAGCCGGGGUAGGAGACGAUCGUGUCGGUUGGGUGGCAGUAACUGUCGGAGAAGACGAGUCCAGGGAAGGGAGUAGCCGGACAGCGGGUAACUGCCUGAACAACGAGGACGGCGCUGACUUGGGCAGUGGGGGCACUGGAUCCGAGGACGACAGAGGCGAAGCUGCCAGGAAAUCUUGGGUAGAAAUGAGACCGCAGACGCUACUCCAGAAACACCCCCAAUUCCAAGCUUCAUGGCUACAGGAGUUUCCAUGGCUCACAUUUUGUCAGGAGACGGGACUUAUGUCCUGCUCCUGGUGUCACAACAUUCCCACUAAAAACAACGACGAGCUGGUGAGAGGUAGUCGAAAUUACAAGCGGGCCUUGCUGCUGAGACAUCACCUGUCUUCUGAGCACGGGAGGAAUGACCCGACAAAACAGGAGCUGGAGCGGCCUGGCUGUGAGGACCCCCCCCAGGGGACAGACAUGGAGACAGAAGACUACUACAGUAAUAACAAACCUAACCAGGACUCGUACUGCUACCAGCUGCUGCAGGAACUGGACAAACAACGCAAGGGAGGAAUCCUGUGUGACGUCAACAUCGUUGUGAGUGGAGAGGUGUUCCGGGCUCACAAGAACAUCCUCGUGGCCGGGAGCCGCUACUUCAAGACCCUCUACUGCCUGACCAAGAGCGAGAACUCCUCUUCCUCAUCCUCGCCAUCUGACCAGACGACCACAGUCACCGUCACCCAUCUCGACGUGGCGGCCGGGGCGGGGUUCUCAGUCAUCCUGGACUUCCUGUAUAGCGGUAACCUCCUACUGACCAGUCAGAAUGCCAUCGAGGUGAUGUCCAUGGCCUCUUUCCUCCAGAUGACGGAGGUGGUGGGAUCGUGUCGGGGGUUCAUCAAGGAAGCACUCAACAUCAGCAUCAAGCAGGAGGCCCCGGACUCAGUGGUGGUGGAUUACAACAAAAGGAGAACGGUGGCCAAAGACGGAGCAGGACAGCUGGGCUCAGACGGCAGCACCAACAAGAAGCCUGGAUGUAACUUCUGGGCCACCAGCAUCCUGUCCAAGCUGUCGAUAAAAGCCAGUGGUCAUGUCAACAAUGGGGAUCAGAUAGGGGGAGGCAGCGUGAAGGAGGAGCCCAGUGAUGUGAUGGUAUCUGCGGGGGAGGGCUGCGCUCUGGGGAGCUCCGGCUGGGGCUGUGAGAACUCGUCCGAGUCGGCUGAGAACGAGCCUCCGAGCGUUCCGGGGCCGGUGUUCGUCUGGAACGAGCCGGCUCCCGGUGCGGCGGCGGGCGGGCCGGUGGCGGUGAAGCGGGAAAAUCAGAAGGCGGACCUGGGGAGCGGGCGGAGGAAGAAACAGAUCACACGGCGGUUCGUCUACAACAUCCCACCGGACCCGGAAGAAGGGUUUGACGAGGGGAUGUUCGUCCAGCCCUCAGCCUCCUACCCCAGGGAGGACUUCUCCUUCCUCUCUGAGAAUGCCGAACUGGCCAAUCAGUUUCAGUACAGCCUCCUGCAAGAGUCCCAGCAAGGGGAGUCCUGGGAGAAUGGCGAGUCGUCCGACACGGCCCUGAAUAAGCUCAAGUGUCCCCACUGUAACUACAUCGCCAAGCACCGGAGAACACUAAAGAGGCACCUCAUCAUUCACUCUGGCGUCCGCUCCUUCAGCUGUGAUAUCUGUGGCAAGCUGUUCACCCGCAGAGAGCACGUCAAGAGACAUUCCCUGGUGCACAAGAAGGACAAAAAGUACAAGUGCAUGGUGUGCAAGAAGAUCUUCAUGCUGGCGGCCAGCGUGGGGAUCCGGCACGGCUCACGGCGCUAUGGUGUGUGUGUGGACUGUGCUGAAUCCCACCAGUCCACGCAGGAGGGCCUGGAGUCCCUGGAGGUGUUCGUCCGCGAGGAUGAUGACUUUGAGGGGGAGGAGCCUGACGAGGACAUGGCUGAGGAGGGGGAGGAGCCUAACGACAACGACCAAUCCAACUUGGAGGGUGACACUGGUAGUUAAAGAUUUUUUUUUAAAUGAAAUAAAGCUGGUAACAAUCAACAACUCCAAAGUGCUAUCAAACCUCGAGGUUACUUACACGGUUUAGUGUAUGAGACAAAGAGAGAAGCUUUGGUAGAGCGGGACUCAAGAUGUACAGAUAUUCUAUGUGUCACUCUGGGCCUAGUGCUCACUAGAGAAAGAGAGAAAUGAAAUAUUGAAAUCAGGUUUAUGGUGAUUUUGUUUUGGGGGGAGGGGGGGGUGUACAGCGUUUUUAGUUGCAAUAGACCAAUCAUCUUAAGAAAUAUUAUUUAAUUUAUGAAAGAAGUUUUUAUGGUCUUAUUCAAUUCUAUAAUUUUUUUCUGUUUUGUAAACUGCUAUCAAUGAGUUUCAGUAUUUGACUGUACUUUCUGUCAGAUCUGUAACUAUGUUGCUAGGUGCAUGUUGUUAGACAGAAGGACGUGAAAGAAAGGGCAUUAUUUGCCGACAGGAAGAUUUGAUGUUUAGAUGACCUGAACAUUAUGAUUUACUAUUCUAUCUUUUCCCUGCACAAAUCUUGGAACCAAAAAAAUCUGUUUUGUGACUAUUUUAUCACAGCCAUAUUUAUGAGUUUAUGUUAAGUGGGCUGUGCUAUUGUGCCAAGCAGAAAGCACAGCAAGAUUUAUCAGGAGACAAAAAACUACUGAGAGAAACAAAAGUCGAGCAGAGAGAAAAAAAAGAAGCGAAAGUACCAGGGGAAAUGUUAUUUGCUAGCUUUAUACAAAUCACAGCACCACACAGUAACACUUUAUAAAGCAUUUUGACAUUCACUUAAAGCUUGAAUUUUGCCAAAUGACGGAAAUGUUUGGUGCUGUAAUGUUUAUGUUGCGAGAUACUGGACCUACAGCUGUAUAUGAGGUUUAUAAUCAUAAAGCCUGAAAUGACUCAGUUAUAUAUAUAUAUAUAUUAAUCAGCUAUCUAUAGAACACUGUUGUGCUACGGCUCCUAUCAGGAAUGCUUUGCCAUUGUCUUUUUGUAUUUAAUGCACACACACACACACACACACACACGCACACACACGCUCGCUCACAUACCAUUUUGUAGAACUACCGGCAGUACUUGUAAACAUGAUGUAGGGACCUAAGUUAAAAAGAUACCUUUAUUUAUAUAUAUAUAUAUAUAUACAUAUACAUGGUUUAUAUCAAGUAGUGAUAUAUUAUAGCUCUAUAUAUAUAUAUA
Messenger RNA from Oncorhynchus nerka (sockeye salmon), 3700 nucleotides. RefSeq names its product zinc finger and BTB domain-containing protein 10-like. Bases 245 to 2506 code for a protein of 753 amino acids. The record is from RefSeq and is a predicted model, not a curated record. The transcript has 5 exons. Gene Ontology annotation, molecular function: DNA-binding transcription factor activity, RNA polymerase II-specific; protein binding; RNA polymerase II cis-regulatory region sequence-specific DNA binding. NCBI's taxonomy places the organism in Eukaryota, Metazoa, Chordata, Actinopteri, Salmoniformes, Salmonidae. Gene Ontology annotation, biological process: regulation of transcription by RNA polymerase II.